Messenger RNA from Tetrahymena thermophila SB210, 720 nucleotides. RefSeq names its product LITAF-like zinc ribbon domain protein. The transcript has a single exon. Gene Ontology annotation, molecular function: zinc ion binding. The record is from RefSeq and is a predicted model, not a curated record. Lineage: Eukaryota; Ciliophora; Oligohymenophorea; Hymenostomatida; Tetrahymenidae.
AAGCAAACAAUAUUAAAAAAAUUAAUUUUCAUAUCUGCACUAAUAACUUAGUUUAGAAAGCAUAGACAAAAGAUUUAGAUAGAUAUACAUAGAUACAUAGAUAUUAAGAUGAAUAACAAUAAUAAUUAUUAGUAAUUACCUCCUGAUGUAGGCUAGCCUCCUUUAAUGUACCCACCAUAACCCCCAUAAAUGUAUCCUCCACCCCCUGCCGAAUAAAAUAAUCCUCCAAAUUUUUAAAACUAUCCUCCUCCAUAAAGUUAUCCUCCUCCUCCACCAUAGAAUUAUCCUCCUCCUCCACAAUAGAAUUAUCCUCCUCCCCCACCAUAGAAUUAUCCUCCUCCACCAUAGGAUUAUCCUCCACCACCACCUUAAAACUAUUCUCAACCCCCCUAAAUGAUUUAGCCUUAAUAAUAAGGAUAUAUUCCUCCUUCUACUACAGCUUUUAACUAAUAGCAAUAGCAAAUGUAAGGAAUUUAUCCUAGAUCAGCUAAUAAUUAAAUUGGUCCUAGCAUAAUUUAAUGUCCAUAAUGCAAUUAAGUUACAACUACAGUUGUAAAUAGUUAACCAGGUAGUGGUACUUAUUGCUGCGCUUGCUUACUAUUUUGUACCUUCACAAUUUGCUGCUUUAUUCCUUUUUGCAACGAUGACUGUUAAGAUAAAAUACAUCAUUGCGCUCACUGUGGUGCAUUAGUUGGAAGACAUGAGUAUAAACCAUGCUGA